Neoarius graeffei (lesser salmon catfish) is the source of this 1527-nucleotide messenger RNA. Its product is annotated as E3 ubiquitin-protein ligase TRIM39-like. The transcript is spliced from 7 exons. The coding region runs from base 1 to 1527 and encodes 508 amino acids. Gene Ontology annotation, molecular function: protein binding; zinc ion binding. Lineage: Eukaryota; Metazoa; Chordata; Actinopteri; Siluriformes; Ariidae. The record is from RefSeq and is a predicted model, not a curated record.
AUGGCUUCUAUGUUUUCAGAGGAGGAUUUCUCCUGUCCUGUGUGCGGUGAAAUCUUCAAGGAUCCUGUUGUUCUGCACUGCAGUCACAGUGUGUGUAAAGUGUGUUUGCAGCUGUCCUGGGAAACCAAAGGAUCCAGAGAAUGUCCUGUUUGUAGGAGGAAGUCAUCUGUUCAUGAACCUCCCAUAAACCUGGCCUUAAAGAACCUGUGUGAGAUUUUCUUACAGGAGAGAAGUCAGAGAUCUUUAUCAGGGUCUGAAACAGUCUGCCGUCUGCACAGUGAGAAACUCAAACUCUUCUGUCUGGAUCAUCAACAGCCGGUGUGUGUGGUGUGUCAGACUUCAAGAAAACACACCAACCACAAAUUCUGCCCCAUUGAUGAGGCAGUAACAGACUGUAAGGGGGAGCUCAAAACUGCCCUGAAGCCCCUACAGGAGAAACUGAAGAUCUUUACAGACUGUAAACUGAACUGGAGUCAGACUGCAGAAUAUAUAAAGAUUCAGACCCAGCACACAGAGCAUCAGAUUAAGGAGGAGUUUGAGAAGCUUCACCAGUUUCUACGAAAUGAAGAGGCAGUCAGGAUCACUGCACUGAGCGAGGAAGAGGAGCAGAAGAGUCAGUUGAUGAAGGAGAAGAUUGAGAAGCUGAGCAAAGAUAUAUCAUCUCUUUCAGACAAAAUCAGAGUCAUAGAAGAGGAGAUGAGAGCUGAAAAUGUCUCACUGUUACAGAACCACAAGGACACAGUGAAAAGAGCCCAGAGCACACUGCAACAUCCAGAGGAGCUUUCAGGAGCACUGAUCCAUGUGGCAAAAUAUCUGGCAAACCUGAAGUUCAGAGUCUGGGAGAAGAUGCAGGACGCUGUCCAAUAUACACCUGUAACUCUGGAUCCCAACACUGUUCAUCCUCAACUCAUUGUAUCUGCUGAUCUGUCCAGUGUGAGAGAUGUUGAUGAGAAACAGAAACUUCCUGAUAAUCCAGAGAGAUUUGAUAAAUAUUGGUGUAUCCUGGGCUCUGAGGGCUUUAACUCAGGGACACACUGCUGGAAUGUUGAAGUUGGAGAUGGUACAUACUGGAUUGUGGGUGUGAUGACAGCAUCUGUUCAGAGGAAGGGGGAUAUAUUCUCCAGAAGUGGAAUCUGGUAUGUGGGGUAUCAUAAUGGUGAAUACAGAGCAUGUUCUACACCACAUCCAGUCACUGUCCUCUCAGUAGCACAGAAACUCCAGAGGAUCAGAGUGAAGCUCGACUGGGACAGAGGAAAGCUAUCAUUCUCCGACCCUCUCACUAAUAGACACUUAUACACUUUCACACAUACAUUUACUGAUAAAUUACUGCCAUUCCUACGUGUGUUUGGUGAAGAAUCUCCUUUAAAGAGCCUCCCACUUCAGUGCUCUGUAACAGUGAAUCAGGGGUGGGUUUCCCAAAAGCUUCUUCAUUUUGCAUACAGAACCAACAGCUCAACGGAUGACGCCAUCUCCAUUGCCCUCCACACUGUACUGCACCACCUGGAACAACAAGGAGCAUAUGCAUGA